Molecule: messenger RNA, 1035 nt
Organism: Actinia tenebrosa (Australian red waratah sea anemone)
Lineage: Eukaryota; Metazoa; Cnidaria; Anthozoa; Actiniaria; Actiniidae
Source: RefSeq, a predicted model, not a curated record
GUGGAAAGAAUGUGAAGAAAAUGAUGAAGAAAAUAACAARUGGUACAAAGAAGGAAGAGGGGAGCACCUGGUUUUCUGAACUGACAGAUAAGGCCAAAGCAACAAAAACCCAUUGCUACUUCACUAUGAAGGCAUUUUCCACGCAAAACAAGACUACUGCAGARUUUYAAUCAGCCCUAUUAAAUGUUGUUGAUCACUAUCAGGGRAAACACUCAAAAUGCCCAACUGAGAGUAGAUGUCAGAUGGCUGAUUAUGUAUGCAGCAAAAAGCCUUUGAAAAACCCAAAGGCAAUUGAGGCAUACARAAAGGYCCUGACAAAAACUCUUAUUUACAGAAAUCCAGAAGCCUAUAUGAGAUGUCGUGACACAUAUUGGAUAGAAUCAUUCCAUUCUAUCCUAUUAAUAUAUGCCCCCAAACGGAUUAAUUUUGGUGAUAACACCUACACAACAAGAAUACAACUUGCAGUUCUUGACUGGAAUGAAAAUGUCAACAGGGAAGUAUCCUCAGUAAUAAACUACCAGUACGCAAGAAACCCAGACAGGAAAGCCCCAACAAGAGUACGACGCCCCAAAACGUUUUGUUUCAGGGAUGCUAUUUGGCAUGUGUUUUUUUCUGCGUGUCUGUAGUUUGCUUGUUUAAAUGUUUGUUUUGUGUAUGUUUGAUUGUUUUUGGUUGUGSUUGUUUAAUGGCUUGGUUGGUUUGAGGAAAUUGCAUACAAACGGCUCCUUUAGGAGCCAACCAAUUUUAAAAAGUGAAUGAUACAAUGCACUAAAAAGACAUUCAAACAGUAUAUUAAUAUAAUUAUACAAAAAUAUGGGUGUGGUUCUGGUACAAUCUGUAGGUAAUAAGUCCUAUAAAGCAUUGCUAAGGUAAGUAUUCUAUAAAAGUGUAUAAUCUUCUUACAUUGAAUCUAACUGUUCAUUUUCUAUUUUCUAUUUUUUUUAGGUUUGUAUAUUGUAACAGAUAGAAUCAUGUGUAUCAUUUUCUUAAUCCACAGUCAAUAGACCAUUAAAACUAUAUCAAUUUUAUUGGUGU